AUGAUGGAUAUCAACACACAAAUACACAAAUCUUCCUGUUCGGCAGUUAAGAGAGUGAAAUCUAAGCAUGGAGACUAUGGUAAGCAUUUUGAAUGCGACAGAGGCAGCAGUUCAUUUGCAACCAGUGGUAGGUUGAGCAUGCAUUUGAAGUGUCAUAAAAAAGGUGAAAGGAGUCCACCAAUGAGUGAACGAAUGCAAACUUCUGAAGCUUUCAUGCCAAGAAAUGAUGACCAAACAACUGAUGUGAUACAGAUAUCAGCCAAUGAUCUAGAGUUUGAUGGUGAGAGUCAAGACUUUCAGCCUUCCAAGACAAGGCCCUCAAAUACAAGGAAGGUGUGUGACUUUUGUCAAAAGUCUUUUGCAAAUGCUCAAGUUUUAAAGACACACAUGCGAAGGCAUACUGGAGAACGUCCUUAUUUUUGUACAUUGUGUGACAAAACUUUCACUCAGAAGAAUGGCUUGAUUGUACACAUGCAUACGCAUGCUAAUGAAGAAUUUAAAUGUCAAGAAUGUGGUGUAGUUUUCACCCAGCUGAGAAGUUUGAAGAGACAUUCCAAAUUCCAUACUGGUGAAGUUAAAAUGAAACGCAGUGCAUCAAGACUUCUCAGUGAAUUUAAAAUUAGAGUUCCUCAGGUAUUAUCUGAAAAAGGAGUAAAAAGCAAAUAUAAAAAUGUGUUUCGUUGCGACUUUUGCGGGAAGGACUUUAAGAAUGGAAGUCAGCUGAUGAUUCAUAGACGAGUCCAUACCAAUGAACGUCCUUUUGAAUGUGGGAUUUGCCAGCGGCGCUUCAAACAGAAGAUCACUUUACGAGAUCAUGAAAGUACUCAUUUCUCUGAAAAAUGUCAUAAAUGUGACCAAUGUGGGUCUAUGUUUAAACAACAAAGGACACUGAGGCAACACCAGAAAUUAAAAAUUUGCCAGCAAAAGAUAAACAAGAGAAUAGAUCAAGAAGAGACAAAAGUUGUAGUAAUGCAGUGUCAAGAAGAAGCCGGUGAGUCAGAUGCUGAUAUGAUGUAUGUGCAGAAUAUAAAUAAUAUAAAUUUAGAUUCUGAAAAAGAUGUGGCAAGAGAUAGCACUGAGAAUCAAGACAAGGAUAAGGUAGAGUGUUUUACUAUUUUGGAUUGUAAACAGGGAACUAGGGAAAUAAUCCCAUGUGGGAAAGAUGUAGAACCUUAUGUAAAUCAUGCAUCCACUGAAAAAGAAGAAGAUGCCAUUCCUAUGUGUGUAUGUGAGUAUUGUAGAAAGGUAUUUAAGACAAAGAGAAGUGUUCUUCAGCAUCAGAAAACACACAAUAAUGAAAGACCAUUUUCAUGUUGGAUAUGUUUUAAGACUUUCAAGAUGAAAUCAACUCUGAUGGAACAUGUAGAGAUCCACAAUGAUGGUAAACCUCAUCCUUGUCAAACUUGUGGUAAACAAUUUAAGACUCGCAAAUGUCUUCAGAACCAUAUGGGACGAAACAUUUGUACAGGUAUGAGACCUUAUGUUUGUGAAAAGUGCAACAAAUCAUUUAUGUACGUCAGAUUCCUUGAGAAGCACAGGUGUAGUGCAGCUGAACCCAAGACAUUUGAUUGUGAUGAAUGCUUGAGAAAGUUUACUCGCCGCAACCUCCUCACUGAACACAAAAGAGUCCAUACAGGAGAGCGUCCUUUGGAGUGUGAACAUUGUGGUAAGAAGUUUGCAAAGAGGGACCUAUUACGCCGUCAUCGCCUAACCCACAAAGAGAAGCAGUUCCAAUGCCAGGAAUGUGGCAAGAGAUUGACCCGAAAGUCUGCUCUGCAGGUACACAUGGCUAUUCAUUCCAAAGAUUAUAAAACUCAUGUCUGUGAAAUUUGCAGUAAGACAUUCAAACAGGCUAGCUCAUUACAUAAUCAUCUUAAAACGGUGCACACCAUAAAAAGCUCACGUGUAGCAAAGACCAAGCCACAAGAAUGUAUAUGUGCUUACUGUGGAAAGGUAUUCAAGCACCUUCGAUGGAUGCUAAAGCACUUCUGUCCAGCCAGUGGUGUGAAGCGUUUUCGAUGUUCUGUGUGCAGUAAGUCGUUUGAUAAGAAGCAACAACUAGAGGUUCACACUCGCACACACACUGGCCUUCGUCCAUACAAAUGUGAAGAAUGUGGAAAAUGCUUCACUCAGACCAAUAGUCUCAAGGACCAUAUGGUCACCCACACAGGUGAAAAGAACUUCAAAUGUGAUCUCUGCAAUAGUGCUUUCACACGUAAGAAUAGCCUCCAAAGGCACAAACUUAUAAUUCAUGAGGGUGUUGAGCCAUUCAUAUGCAAAAAAUGUGGCUUAACUUUCAAAUACCAGAAAUCAUUCAAUGCUCAUGUAAAUGCAUGUGAAGUCGUAGCAAAAGAGCAUCCUGACUCUAUACAAACAGAGAUUGUUCAAGAUGUUGUAAAUGAUGAUCGUCAGACUGGUCAUGGUCCAGAUUUUGAACAGCAAGUACUAGAUAAUAUUCUUGGUAACAUUGAGAGGGCUAUGAAUGGUGCUGGUAUCGAGAUCAGGCCUGAUGUCCAAUACCAGAUAAUAGUUGGUGAAAGUGACAGUGAAGUUACUGUUCAUGUGACUGGUGAACCAAAGUUGGAAUCACAAAGUACAAUAUGUGACAAUGGAGAUUCCUGUUAGACACAGGAAGUGAAAUCCCUUCUUAAACUUUGCACUGAGAGAUUCAAGAUCCUUAAAAAAAAAGACCUCUGCUUACCGGUAUUUGAAAUUUAAACCAAAGAUGGGUUCAGCCUCAGUGAAAUGAAGAUAUGUUCAAAGUUAAUGGGUAACAGUCCAGGGAGGGGGAGGGGCCUCCACAUUUUUACUAUUGCGUCGUGUUGUCUCAUGACCAUGUUCUUUUAUGUCUUGUGAAGCUUUUGACACCAAAUUUGCAAUGCACAUGUUACAUGGUUACAAAAUCAUGCAAUGUUAUGUAAGUACAUGUCAGACCUAUUGCUAAGAAAUAAAAUUUCAUUUACACAUCCAAUGCAAUUCUUUUUCAAGCCAAAUUAUUAUUUAUACUUCUAAUGAUUAAUUUUAAGUGAUUUAUGAUUGGAAAAUAAUGAAUAAUGGGUAAAUAAAAAAAAGAAAAAAUUUACACAUGUAUAUCAAUCGCAGGACUGAAGGCUCCUUCAAACCACUUCCAAAGUUGGACCCAGUCCGAAUCGGUGUCAGUCUGGCAAUUAAAAAGAGGUGAUACAAAUAAAAUCAAGCCGCCUCCGAGACACUGUCUGGCUCUAGUCUGCUGUGCAAACCCUUCACUCGAGUAUAGGGUCUGAAUUGCAGCCUACUAAUGCCUUGUGUAUUGAAGGCCCUCUCGCUAUGUGCUAGUCUUUGCGUGGUGACACACUUGUUGAUCAAAGUUUCAAUCAGGGUCUGUGCCUGCUGGCUCAGCUUUGCUAUGUGUGAACAAGUCUUUGUCGUUUCCUUAAUAGAGAUGUUAAAUGUGAAUCGCGGAUCUCAUUGCACUGAAUUUAUGCUUUUGUAUAUCAGUUACUUGAAAUGUUUGGACUAAUCUCUUGAAGUGGACCUGUUAGAUUGUGAUUAUUUUAUAAUUUUGUCAUUUUUGUCUCGCUUGCAUAGUAAAGCGAGACUAUAGGCGCCGCUUUUCCGACGACGGCGUCGACGUCAACAUCAAAUCUCAACCUAAGGUAAAAUUUUUGAAAUGACAUAACUUAGAAAGUAUAUGGACCUACCGGUAGUUCAUGAAACAUAGACAUAAGGGUAAUCAAAACUACUGAACUUCCUGCCUUGGUUUCAGGUCUUAUGACCAAGGUCAAAGGUCAUUUAGGGUGAAUGAACUUAGACCAUGUUUUGGGAAUCAAUAUCGAAAUCUUAACCUCAGGUUAAGUUUUUGAAAUGUCAUCAGCACUCAGAAAGUACAUUGACCUAGUUCACGUAUCUUACGCACAAGGGUAAUGAAGUAUUACUGAAAAUCCUGCCAGAGCUUCAGGUCACAUGACCAAGGUCAAAGGUCAUUUAGGGUCAGUGAUUUUUAGGCAUGUUGGGGGUAUUUGUUGAAUUUCCAUCGUAACUUUAAAAGUUUAUGGAUCUAGUUCAUAAAACUUGGAUAUAAAAGUAAUCAAGUAUCGCUGAACAUCCUGUGCGUGUUCCAGGUCACGUGAUCAAGGUCAAAGGUCAUUAAGGGUCAAUGAACUUUGGUAAUUUUGGAGGCAAUUGUUGAAUCACCAUCAUAUCUUUGAAAGUUUAUGGAUAUAGUUAAUGAAAUGUGGACAUAGGGGUUAUCCAGUAUAUUACUCAUCUUGCACAUGUCGUAGGUCACUUGAUCAAGGUCAAAUGUCAUUUAGGGUCAAUGAACAUAGUAUAUUAAUAUAUGAAUGGUGUUUUUUGUGAAUAAUUAUUUUAUAGCCAUUUUCAAAGUCAGCACUGCUGCUACAUGUAUAUUGAAUUGCGUAAUAUGUUCUGUCUCCUUUUCUUUUGUAUCCAUAUAGUGGUAUACAUGUAUGUUUGUUUCUGUUUGUGAUUCACAGAAUUGCAAACUAGGUUUAAUAUAAAGAGACUGUGGGUUUUGUAUAUCUACAAUCCUAUUCAGAGUAAUCAAAACACAUGCAGAUGUACUUUUUGCGAAGAUUCCAAGAGAAAAGUAAUAAGUUUGAAUCCAAAAUGUAUUUGAGCAUGAUAUGUGUGCGUGUUUGUACAUAUGUAUAUAAAAUGAACAUUGCAUCAGAUUUAUAUUUCUGAUGACUUAGCAAUCAUAGUGUUUUAAUUUUGAAGCUUUUUUUCACUUAUAUGUAUCUGUACUUUGUGAAAUUCUAAAAUUUUUAGUUGUAAGUAUAUUAUGAAAUAAAUUCUAACCAGUUAUAUUAA
This is a messenger RNA of Lytechinus pictus (painted urchin), 4812 nucleotides long. Its product is annotated as zinc finger protein 420-like. NCBI's taxonomy places the organism in Eukaryota, Metazoa, Echinodermata, Echinoidea, Temnopleuroida, Toxopneustidae. The record is from RefSeq and is a predicted model, not a curated record. Gene Ontology annotation, cellular component: nucleus. The transcript has a single exon. Gene Ontology annotation, biological process: regulation of gene expression. Bases 1 to 2625 code for a protein of 874 amino acids.